UUAUUCCUGUCUUGAAAAAACAAUAAUCACUCACAGGUUUUUGUUUAUGAUCUCAAGCUCCCAACAACACUAUUAAACACUCCACAAAUCUCUUGCGAUUCCUUAGCUUCCUUUGUGAUCUUCUCUUCGCUCUUUAGUUACAGAUCUCUUUCUCUGUUUCUCCAAGCCCCAAAUCAGAAUCCAAUCCAAUCAGAUGGCAACGCAGGAAACAGCUCCUGCUUCUGGUCCCAGUGCUGAAGUUGUUGGCAAUGCCUUCGUGGAGCAAUACUAUCACAUUCUGCACGAAUCACCGGAAUUGGUACAUAGAUUUUAUCAAGAUUCAAGCUCGCUAAGCCGACCAAAUACCGAUGGUUUUAUGACAACAGUUACUACCAUGCAAGCAAUCAAUGACAAGAUCCUUUCAUUGAAUUAUGAAGAUUACACAGCUGAGAUAAAAACAGCAGAUGCUCAAGAGUCGCAUGAGAAAGGAGUGAUUGUUCUUGUAACUGGGUGCUUAACUGGAAAGGAUGACGUGAAAAAGAAAUUCACACAAACAUUCUUUCUUGCUCCUCAAGAAAAAGGGUACUUUGUAUUGAAUGAUGUAUUUAGGUUUGUUGGAGAGAACGAACCAAUGCCAAACACUUCUGCUUUGGCUAAUGGCAUCGUUGAAAGUGCUCCACCUGCCUUGACAGCAGAAUCAGGUUGGGAUGAUGUGGUAGAACCAGCAAAAUCAGGUUGGGAUGAUGUGGUAGAACCAGCAAAAUCAGGUUGGGAUGAUGUGGUAGAACCAGAUCCCACUCAGGCUACUGAUCAUCUUACGGUGGAUCCUGCUACUUCCUUUGAAGAGGAAGAUCUAAAUAAUGGUUCUGAAGUUUGUGAUCAUUCUGAUAAGGAGGAUGGUUCAGUGAUUGACAUAGAGGUGGUUGAACCUGUAACUGAUUCAACUCAGAAUGAAAUUCUUGCAACUCUUAAUGCAGCUCCUGCUUCCUUGGAGGAUGCUCCAAAGAUAUCAUAUGCUUCAAUUUUAAAAGUGAUGAAAGGUAACACACCUCAUCCAGUCCAUUUUUCUAUGACUAAAAUGAGAGCUGCACCAAUAAGCAUUGAGCAACAGUCAGCUAACUCUGCAAAGUCAGCUGCACCAGAGGCUUUGGCUUCAGCUGGUAGCAGUGCUGGUGAAACUAGCGAUGUUCAUGAAGAAGCUGAAGGUCACUCUAUAUUUGUUAAAAAUUUACCUUUUGACGCAACAGUUGAACAGCUUGAAGAGGCAUUUAAACAUUUUGGGCCAAUCAAGCGUGGUGGCAUUCAAGUCAGGAGUAGUAAGCAAGGAUUCUGUUUUGGCUUUGUUGAAUUUGAAACUAUGAGUUCCAUGCAGGGUGCUCUUGAGGCUUCACCUAUCAAUAUCGGGGAUCAUCAAGCUAUUGUUGAGGAAAAGAGAACAAACACCCGAGUUGGAAGCAGUAGUGGGAGGGGGAGGUAUUCUUCAGGAAGAAGUGGGUUUCGGAGUGACAGUUUUAAGAGCCGUGGGAACUUUUUUGGUGGCCGGGGACAUGGCAGGAAUGAAUUCAAAAACCAGGGUGAGUUUUCAGGGCGGCCUAGGGGUUCAACUGGAUAUGCUGGAGAGGAUCAUCAGCAAGGUUAUCAGAGUGGAAGCAGAAGGGGAGGGCGUCAAGGUGGGACAAAAAGCAGUUCAUUUUCUACAUGAUUACAGGGAAGGAAAGUUGACAGAUGAUUUUUUUGACAGUACAAAUGAGGGGCAUGAUGACAAUAGAUUUUGUUUUGGUUUUAUUUUUUAGUGUAUUUUUAUAUUUGCAACUGCUCGUAAGAAUAUUACUGAAUCUUUUGUUUUUUUUUUUCAUGCCCCCCUCUCUCGGGGGACAUUUCAUAAAAGCUUACAUGAGAUUGAAAUGGUGUGGCUGCAAUCAUCGAUUAACGUUGUGAUGAUUUCUUAGCUCCCUCGCUCCGUCUUUUUCUUUUAUUAAAAGAAACUGUUUCUCAGCUUAUGUGGAAGGGAAAUUGAUAUCGUUAAUCGUAUUGAAUGAUUUCUACACACACUCUCACAGAGCUUGUCUCUCAUUCAAGGCUGAUGUUGGUUUUUAGCGGCAUCAAAGCAUCAUAGAUGGACUGCUAGCACUAGUGAUAAAUGAUCUGAACUGGCAUAUAAAUUUGGCAAAUGAAAAUCAAUUUGAUUUCUGCAAGUUGGAUACAAAAUUUGAAGCUGCAAAGGCUGCAGAUCCACCAGCUACGCAAAGCAGAACAACUGCAACUUGCAAAGCAACCUCCCAAGGGUAAUCCUCGGGCACAAGAUAGGCACAAGAGGGUCCUAAAAACAGCAGUCCCAGGCUAAGGCUUAACAAAGCCCCUGGGGUUCCCGGGUCUGUAGCUGCUGAGAGGACUCCCAAUUCUUCUGCCUUCGAGAGUAGCCCCAGUUUCUCUAUUGUUGACAAGGAGAGGCCAAACUUCUCUGCUGCUGAAAGUAAGCCUGCUUUCUCAGCUUUGGUUAGUAAUUUAAGUUGCUCCACCCUUGUCAGUAGCUUAAUUGGAGGUGAGGUUGCGAGAGGGCGGCUUCUAGGGCCUUGCUCGCCAAUGGGGAAGACAUUUGAGCUCUGGCUUGGUAUUAAUUGUCACAGAGCAAUAACAGAAUAAGAAAAUGAUGGCUGCUACGAAUUAGAGUUGAUAGCAAGAUGAUGAUGAAAGGUAGAGCAGAGAAGAACUGACCUUUCUAGAGCUAACAGUCUUGGCAGCUGAUGGCAAAGGCUUCUGGGAGGCCAUGGAUUUGAUUAGAAGAGGUGAAGAAUUAGCAUGUGAUAUAGCUGCUGCUGCUGCUGCUGCUUUCAUUCUGAAUGGAGGUCCUCUGCUGCCACACAAUGCUGUGGCCUCCAUCUUCUGGAUUUUGGAAUAGCUCUGAAUGGAAUGGUAUGAAAUGAAUGAUAGACAAAGAAGUGAUGAUGGAUUGGGUUUUUGUCACUUGGGGUGUCCAGCUGGCAGUAUAUGUUUGGCUACUUAUUUCAUCUAAAUAUUAUUGAUUGGUUGCUAUUUUUCCUCCAAAAAAAUAAAUGAGCCCAGCCCACUCACAUCCUGGGGGGAGCCAUAAUUAAUGAUUAAAAAAAUCAUAUGUAAUGUUUCAAUUACUUCUAUUAUAAAAUAAAAAACAAAAAAAAAAACACCCCUUUUAUCAAUGAAAAAAGACUUUUGCCAUUUGCUUUGAUUUCUAGACAAAAUGGUUUUGCAGCACUAAAAUGACAUGGAAAACAAGAAAGAAAUAUUUCGUACAUGUUUGCCCCUGCAUAUUAAAGCCACAAGAGGCAGUCAAGCAAGGCUUCCUCUGUAAUUUUAAAUGACACACCGCAUCAAAUAAAAGCCCUAAUUUCGGUGGAAAAAACCCUGUUUUCUUCUGCCUCUCUAAAAUCUAAAACCCUAAACAAUUCUCUCUCAAUCUUACAAGUUCACCAAUGGCAGAUUCAUCAGUUUCUAUUGACCAGCUAAAAGCUUUCUGGCACUCUCAAGUUCACGAUGAGGAAAAAUGGGCCCUCAACAUGAAACUGCUGCGAGCUGUUGGACUGUUUGCUGGAUCUAUUUUUCUGAUGCGGAAUUAUGGUGAUCUUAUGGCAAUAUGAGGAUUGAUGAAGGGCUGCUAUACUGCAGUCUUAUUUCCGGCCAAAUUAGUACUGUGAGCUCAUGAGGUUGGAUGGGUCUCUUUGGAUACUGUGAAUGGCAGAUUUUCUUGCAAUACUUUCAGAUUUUCCGUAGUUUAGUGUUCUUACUUUGGAAUAUGGACCUGUUUCUUCAAUCUCUGGAAAAUAAACAUAUAUGCUAGAUGACUUGUCUUUGUUUGGACAACUUGCCAAUCUCAUUGAUUCCUGGUAGUUUCUGUUGUUAAUUAACUUAAAUGACUUGUUUUGCUA
This is a messenger RNA of Populus nigra (black poplar), 3881 nucleotides long. Its product is annotated as mitochondrial import receptor subunit TOM5 homolog. The record is from RefSeq and is a predicted model, not a curated record. Bases 194 to 1681 code for a protein of 495 amino acids. Lineage: Eukaryota; Viridiplantae; Streptophyta; Magnoliopsida; Malpighiales; Salicaceae. Gene Ontology annotation, cellular component: ribonucleoprotein complex; cytosol; mitochondrion. The transcript has 12 exons. Gene Ontology annotation, molecular function: mRNA binding.